Haemonchus placei is the source of this 234-nucleotide messenger RNA. The record is from the annotation of a GenBank genome assembly. NCBI's taxonomy places the organism in Eukaryota, Metazoa, Nematoda, Chromadorea, Rhabditida, Trichostrongylidae.
AUGUUUGCAUACUUCGUGAUCACGGCUUUACUCUGCAGUACCGUCAUUCCCUCCGUUCAAGCUCAGAUACCAAAAUUGGUCCUGGAGGAACCUCCUAUCCUUCUCGGAAGCAUCCACGGCAGCCCAAUCGUGAGCGUUUUUCAUGGCCCUUCGGAUUUGAUCAAGGAUGACUUCCAGAGCAAGGACACUGAGGAUGAUCCAUUGUACGGAAAAAUGGGUCCAAUUAAAAAUUGA